AUGGCCUAUGACAGGUUUGUGGCCAUCUGUCACCCCCUGCAUUAUCUAGUCAUUAUGAACCCUCACCUCUGUGGCUUCUCAGUUUUUGUGUCAUUUUUGUUGAGUGUCUUGGACUCUCAGCUGCACAAUUUGCUGAUCUUACAAAUUACCAACUUCAAGAAUGUUGAAAUUUCCAGUUUCUUCUGUGACUCUUCUCUACUUCUGAAUCUUUCGUGCACUGACACCUACUCUAAUAACAUUGACAAGUAUUUUCUUGCUGCUGUAUAUGGUCUUUUUCCCAUCUCAGGAAUCCUUUUCUCUUACUAUAAAAUUAUGUCCUCUCUUCUGAGAAUCCCCUCUUUAAGUGGGAAGUUCAAAGCCUUCUCCACCUGUGGCUCUCACCUGGCAGGUGUUUGCUUAUUUUUAGGAACAGGUACUGCAGUAUACCUUGGUUCAGCUGCAUCACAUUCUCCCAGAAAGGACGUGGUGGAUUCUGUGAUGUACACUGUGGUCACCCCCAUGCUGAACCCUUUCAUCUACAGCCUGAGAAACAGGGACAUUAAAAGGGCCUUGAGGAGGCUGCAGAGAUGUCUGAGACUUAUAGAAGUACAAAAUCUAACAUGCAUCCCAGAAUUCCACCCCAUAGAUCGCUCAGUUGACCUAGACCUACAACCCAUCUUCUUUGGGCUGUUCCUGUCCAUGUACCUGGUCACAGUGCUGGGGAACUUGCUCAUCAUCUUGGCUGUCAGCUCUGACUCCCACCUCCACACCAGCAUGAACUUCUUCCUCUCCAACCUGUCCCUCACUGACAUCUGCUUCAUCUCCACCACGAUCCCAAAGUUGCUGGUGAACAUUCAAACUCAUAAGGAAGUUGUCUCUGAUGUGGGCUGA
Molecule: messenger RNA, 870 nt
Organism: Marmota monax (woodchuck)
Lineage: Eukaryota; Metazoa; Chordata; Mammalia; Rodentia; Sciuridae
Product: olfactory receptor 7E178-like
Exons: 2
Coding region: 1-870 (289 amino acids)
Biological process (GO): G protein-coupled receptor signaling pathway
Cellular component (GO): membrane
Molecular function (GO): G protein-coupled receptor activity; olfactory receptor activity
Source: RefSeq, a predicted model, not a curated record